Paramecium pentaurelia is the source of this 1032-nucleotide messenger RNA. Lineage: Eukaryota; Ciliophora; Oligohymenophorea; Peniculida; Parameciidae. The record is from the annotation of a GenBank genome assembly.
AUGAAUAAGCCAAAGAAUAAUCAUAGAAGGGCAUUAUCUAAUAAUGAUUUCUAACAAAUUAUAAAUUACAAAAUUUCAGGAUUACUUUAAGAAAAUAAUAUAAACAAAAUAAUGUAAAAGAAUUAAAGCUUUGGCAAUGUACUUUUCUAAAUACCUGAAUAGACCGAUAUAGCAUCAUCAACUGAAUAAUCAAUGUAAUCAGUCAAAAAGAAUUAAUUCAUUGAACAUAAUAAUAAAAAUAAUCACUUUUAAGAAUAAAAGGAAAACCUUAAAAACUAAGGAUCAUCUUCUAAUCUUAUUUCAAAUAUCUAAUAUAUGAUUAAAGGUGAUCAUCCCAUAAAGGAAAUUACUUAAAAAACUUUAAAUAGUGAAAGAUAGGAUAAAAAUAAACAUCUAAGUUUCACCAAUGAAUUAUAAAAGAAACAAAUAUAAUCAAAGAAUAAAAAUGAUAGUUCUAGUUUAACACCAGAUAAGAAUAAAGCAGAAUUUAAUAGUCCCAAAAAUAAAUCUGAUCAACAAUAGAAAUCUAAAAUUUAAUUAUCAAACUCAUUAUUCAAUACUAUACUUAAAGUUGAUAGUAAAAAUAAAUUAAGUAUUGAAUAAUAAGAAUCUUAUAGAAGAAUAGAAAUACAAAUGAAUAAAAUUUAGAAAGAUAUAAACAAUAUCAAAAUGAGAUAAGAUUAAUUAGAUUAAUUCAAUAGAAAUAUACAAAAUCAACUUUGUGAUUUUAUGACUGAAAGUAAAAAAUAAUAAGAUGUAUUUUAUAAAUCCAAGAUUUUAGUAUGGUUAUUAAUCUCUCCAAAAACUUGAAUAAUUGGAAUAAAUUACAAGAAGAAAUGAAGAAUCCAUCCAAAUUAUCAAAUAACAAUUAAUUAUAGAUUAAUCUAAAUAAAUAAAUAAAGGAAAUGAAAAUAUCAUUAAUUUUGGGUAUUAUUCUUUAUAUAUAUUAUAUAUAGAAAUCUUACAUCUUAUAAAUAAGGAAGUGAUCAAUAUAAAAAGUUUAUUCAUUUAAAAAGUAGCAAUUUACUGUGA